AUGGCGAUGGAGUUACAGGAUAAUAACGGAGAAGGUUCAAGUUAUUCCUCACCACAAUUGUUGGACAAAGGAAUUGGCGAUGGCAUUAGCUCGAAAACUCUGGGAGGUUUCAGAACAUUACUGUUCAUCUUUGUAACUGAAAUUGGGGAGCGAUUCUCCUACAUCGACUUCCAUUCCAACUUGAUCACUUACCUGACUCAGCAGCUCAACCUGCCGCUUGUCUCCGCUUUCAAAAUCAUCACCAAUUUCAACGGCAGUAAAAACUUCACCCCCUUGAUCGGAGCUCUGAUCGCCGACUCUUUCUCCGAGAAUUUCAGGACACUCAUCAUCGGCAUCCUCAUCUUCCAGCUAGUUAUCAAAAUCCUUCCUCUCCAGCUGAAUCUAUAA
Molecule: messenger RNA, 387 nt
Organism: Linum trigynum
Lineage: Eukaryota; Viridiplantae; Streptophyta; Magnoliopsida; Malpighiales; Linaceae
Source: the annotation of a GenBank genome assembly